CGAGAAAAUGAUAUUUUAGGAAGGAAAGAAAACGCGACCAGGAACAAACACCGUCUGAACGGAGUCUGCGAAAUUUCCCAAUCUUUUCAAGGAGCUGCUUGCCCUAAUCACCCGCUCCCACUCCUCCUCCGGUGGUUUGCUACCGUCGCCGGCCUGAAAACCAACCACCGCCGCCACUCUCUUGCCGGCGGCACCACCUGUGCUCCCUGACACUCUCACUCGCCAGCAAGAAGACUAACAUAGCAGAACAAGACCAAGAAGAAACCCUUUCCUGCAUUCAUUCACUGCUCGUCGUUUCAAUCACUCAGCGAAUCGAACAGAGUGCUGGAGGUAGCAGCAGCAUCAGCAUCAGCUUUCUCUCCACUGAUGUCAUUGGUGCUUCCAAAUCAGGAAUUGGGACUUCGGAGCUUCAGUUGCAUGUUGUGUCACUCCCUAAAAUUGGCAGUUCAGUCAAGGACUGGACAUGCAAUUGAUAUGUUCUGAGCCAAAACUCACCAGCUAAUUUAUAAAAGAAAGAAAUUCCAACCGAGCAUCUAAGAAGGAUCCCAUAAAGGUGCUAUGGGGAUAUCAUUGUUAAAAGUGCUUGUUAAUAGCAUAUCCUCAUUUUUGCAUUUAUCAUUUUCUGGUAAUAUAAACUUAGAACCAGUCUCUAAGUAUUACCAGAAGGCAGAGGAUAUACUUAAGUUGUUGAAGCCGAUCAUUGAUGCGAUUGUUAAUUCUGAGUUCGCUUCUGAUGAAGUGCUAAGCAAGAUGUUUGAAGAACUUGCUCACACUGUUGAUGAAUUAAAGGAGUAUGUUGAUAAUUGGCACCUAUUGUCUAGCAAAGUUUAUUUUGUUAUGCAAGUUGAACCCUUAUUAUCUAGGACCUGCACUUCAGGGCUUAAUAUUUUACAGUGGCUGAAGGCUUCUCAGCUAUGUUCUCAUGGUGAAUUGAGUUCUGAACAUUUAGAGCACUGUGUUCAGAAAUUUAAGCUUUUGGGUCAUGAAGAAACCUCAUCAGUCAUUAAGGAAGCUAUUGCGGAACAACUGGACGGUGUGGGGCCCAGUUCGGAGAUCCUGGCACAAAUUGCUGAUAGCCUGGGCCUAAGGUCUAAUCAGGAGGUUCUGAUUGAGGCUGUGGCCCUAGAAAAGUUGAAGGAGAAUGCUGAACAAACUGAAAAGACUGCAGAAGCUGAAUACAUUGAUCAAAUGAUUGCUAUUGUAACACGUUUGCAUGAGCGUCUUGUUAUGCUCAAGCAAGACCAGAGUUGCAGCCCAGUUCCUGUACCUGCUGAUUUUUGUUGUCCUCUUUCUUUGGAAUUGAUGACUGAUCCGGUGAUUGUGGCCUCAGGGCAAACUUAUGAGCGGGCUUUUAUCAAGAACUGGAUUGCUCUUGGCCUUACUGUUUGUCCAAAGACACAUCAGACCCUGGCUCACACGAACCUAAUACCUAACUACACUGUAAAGGCACUAAUUGCAAACUGGUGCGAGUCAAACAAUGUGAAAUUGGUUGAUCCCACAAAGUCCACGAAUUUGAAUCAACCAUCUAUCCCUCAUGGGUAUAUGGAGUCUGGUACAACCAGAGAAUCUCCUGUUUUACCUCAUUCCAGGAACAACCAACCAUCCUCACCUGAGUCAGCUCGUUCUCGUUCUUUUAGUUCACCAGGUAAUAACUUGACUUCUUCUGGUGGAAUCCACAGAGAGGGAACAUCACCUGUGCAUCCCCGUUCAACUUCAGAAGGUUCCUUAAGUGGCAUGGUAAACGGUCUUGCAAGAAUAUCACUUGUAGGUUCAGAUGACAGGUCUGCUUGCUCAGAUGAAAGCAGCAUCGAUUCAGUCGUUCAAUCAUCAAUGUCACCAUCUAGAAUUGAAUCGGCCACUGCCUUUAGCUCUGAACAAUCUCAAACCCAUGUUAGAGCUGUAUCGGACUCCAGUGCUUUUUCUGGUGCAAAUUUUCCUCAAGAAACACAAGGUGAUGACAACAAUGCCUCUCAGCUGUCAACGAGUCCUGGCUACAGCAGAGAAACUUCCGGUGAAUUAAGUCCAGGGCCAGAUGCUUCUACUGUUGCUGCCAUGCCAUCAGUGCAUAGAGAACCUGAAUUUCCACCCCGAUUGAUGGAGACAAGGUCUCGAAGCCAAGCUAUUUGGAGGAGGCCAUCAGAAAGACUUGGGCCUAGGAUAAUAUCUUCUUCUGCCAUUGAAACAAGAGCUGAUCUUUCUGGAAUUGAAGCCCAGGUUCGGGGUUUAGUUGAGGGCUUGAGGAGCUCUGAUCUUGAUACUCAGAGAGAGGCAACAGUAGAAAUCCGCCUUCUUGCAAAGCACAAUAUGGAUAAUCGAAUUGCAAUUGCAAACUGUGGAGCCAUUAGCUUAUUAGUUGAGUUACUUAAAUCCACUGAUACAAGAAUCCAGGAAAACGCUGUUACUGCACUUCUCAACUUAUCAAUUAAUGACAACAACAAAGCUGCUAUUGCAAAUGCUGGAGCAAUUGAACCCCUGAUUCAUGUGCUUGAGACUGGGAGCCCAGAAGCCAAAGAAAAUUCUGCUGCUACUCUUUUCAGCUUGUCAGUGAUUGAGGAAAAUAAGAUUAACAUUGGGAGGUCUGGGGCAAUUGGACCACUAGUUGAUUUAUUAGGAAACGGAACCCCAAGGGGAAAGAAAGAUGCUGCCACUGCUUUGUUUAAUUUGUCAAUAUUUCAUGAAAACAAGAAUCGGAUUGUGCAAGCUGGUGCUGUGAGGCACCUUGUGGAGCUAAUGGAGCCGGCAGCUGGAAUGGUUGACAAGGCAGUGGCUGUUUUAGCAAAUCUUGCCACAAUUCCGGAAGGAAGAAAUGCAAUUGGGCAGGAAGGUGGGAUACCCGUUCUUGUCGAGGUUGUCGAGUUGGGUUCAGCAAGAGGAAAGGAGAAUGCAGCCGCAGCUCUUCUACAUCUUUGCUUACACAGUAACCGAUUUUUAAGCACGGUGCUCCAACAAGGAGCUGUUCCACCAUUAGUAGCCUUAUCACAGUCAGGCACCCCAAGGGCCAAAGAGAAGGCCCAGGCUCUCCUUAAUCAAUUUAGAAGCCAAAGACACGGGAAUUCUGGAAGGGGCUGAGUUUGAAUUCCCUGCCGCUUUUGCUAUCCAAAGGUUUUGAGUUAAUUAACUCUAUAGAACGUCUCUAAUUUAUACAUUACAUGGUGCAAAUAAUGUGUGUAAAGGUAUUUUAUUGUUUUCACCUGAUUGUAAAGUGAUAAAAUACAUUUAUGGAGGAAUGAUUGUGUCCUCUUGUGAAAAACCUUUCUGUGAUGUAAGAAAAGGUGUACAUGUAAGUCUAGCUUUUGUUUUAACCAAUUUUAUUUUUUUGGUUUUGUUGCUGUGCUUGGGCAUAUGGUUGUGAACAAAUAAAAUUAUUUGUUUUAUUUGUUAUUUGGUCUA
Molecule: messenger RNA, 3390 nt
Organism: Lotus japonicus
Lineage: Eukaryota; Viridiplantae; Streptophyta; Magnoliopsida; Fabales; Fabaceae
Product: U-box domain-containing protein 4
Exons: 6
Coding region: 559-3069 (836 amino acids)
Biological process (GO): protein ubiquitination
Cellular component (GO): nucleus; cytoplasm
Molecular function (GO): protein binding; ubiquitin-protein transferase activity
Source: RefSeq, a predicted model, not a curated record